Durusdinium trenchii is the source of this 1869-nucleotide messenger RNA. NCBI's taxonomy places the organism in Eukaryota, Dinophyceae, Suessiales, Symbiodiniaceae. The record is from the annotation of a GenBank genome assembly.
AUGCCCGGCAUGACCAAAGAAGUCCUCCGCCAGAAGAUCAAGGAGUUCGGGGAGACACCCCCAGAUUCAUGGCGCAAGAACCAGCUGGAAGCUCGUCUAGUGGAGCUCAAGGACCAAAAUCCCGAGGCCAAAGUCCACGACGACUUGCUGAAGGAAAUGAACAAAGCCGCCAAGAAGAAACACGAUUUGCAGGUGUUCCUGACUCAGAAACUGGGAAUUACGAUCACGGGCAACGAAACCAUCAGUCGACUCCUCUCUCUGGGAAACCAGGCGAUCAUGGAGAACAAGCCCCCGCUGGCAACCGACGUGAUGGGAUUCGGCAAGUUUGCUCCACUGACUUACCAGGAAGUCCAGGAACAACACCCAGACUACACUGGGCGGUGCCGCCAGACAUCCCUCGAGGAGACCACCUGCUGGCAGAUGACCCGCUAUCUCAAGUGGAUCGACCAGCAGAAGGAGACAGAGAAGACAAGCGGCAUGAAGAAGGGAUACCCAAUCAUGAGCAGUGGGGGAACAGCGAAGGCGAAAGCCUUCCUCCGUCCUCACCGCAUCGAAGAGCCCUCAUUUUCCAGUUCCACCGACGGGACAUUCGUCAAGAUCCCCAUGGACACCUCCUCAUCCGAACGGGAGGCGGACGAGAUGGUGGAACAGCUCGAAGCCCAGAUCCACGAACUCCAACGUCAAAAGGCGAUGGUCAGCAAGAGCUCAUCCAAGAAGGACGACGAACUGGCCAAGACCCGCAAGAAGGGACAGGAGACGGAGUUCGGCGAGCAUGCAAGCGAACGGGAAGAAGCAUGGGCUGAGUUGAAAGAGGACCAACCUCUUCCAUGGACGGUGACCAGCAUCCUGGAACAGAGUAAAAACAAAACCUUUGAGGAUUUGACCAAGGUUGAACCACCACUGGAUUGGGAGGAAGAUGACGAUCCAGAGAUCAUCCCUGACCAACCAGGAGCACCACCACCUCCUCGCUUUAGACAUCGGCGGAAAGGACCAGAACCGGAACAACCACCAGCAAAACACCAUCGACGUGAAGCUCUCGAUCAGCAGAUGACUGAAGGUGAUGAAAGCUUGAUCGCACUAGCGUCAGAGACACCAGCAACAUUCCUGGAAGAUGAACAUGGUAGCAUUCAAAUUGCUAUCGACAUGCCAGACAAGGCAAACAGGAAAAAAAAACAUUGGCUUCGCGACCUGGCAGCGUUUGUGAUCAGUCAAAGCCGCAAGAACCAUGUGGAGGUAUCCGAACGAAGACUGUCACCAACAGAGCUAGAACAGUUUAGACAGGCAAAACAGAAAGAAGUGAAAAACUACAUCCUUGCGGAGGUCUUCAAGAAGAUCCCUGACCACAUGAAGCCAGAUGCCAGCCAGGUGUUGAAAAUGCGCUGGAUACUGACAUGGAAAUGCGACAAGGAGAAUCCCGACCAGAAGAAAGCGAAGGCACGCGCAGUCAUACUGGGUUAUCAAGACCCGCUGUAUGAGACUCGCCCCACGGCGAGCCCAACGAUGAACAAAAGCGCCAUGUGCGAGGGCACUGGCCAGUUCCGGACGUGCGGACCCCUAGGCGGACAUGGAUUCAUCAUCUUGUCCUUGCACAGUCCUGAAUGCAAUGGUGUGGGCGAGCGGGUCUGUCAGAAGUGCGCUGGCACUGGGCUGCCGGCCAAGCGCCUCAAGGGCCUCAUGCGCGAUCCCAUCUUCGCCAAAGUGGCGUUCCGUCUCAAACGCCAGAGGGUGGACGUGAACACGGUGGACAAGAUGAGGGCGGAUGUGAAGCGAGCCGUUGAGGCGGCAGACAGGCGUCAGGAGGCCAAGGAGUCGGUCAGUCGAGCGGGUGCGAAGUCGAAGAGAAGGGAUCGUGCUCAUCGGCGGUGCUGA